This is a messenger RNA of Xiphophorus maculatus (southern platyfish), 3047 nucleotides long. It is a transcript of the gene pdzd7, whose product is annotated as PDZ domain containing 7. The coding region runs from base 1 to 2652 and encodes 883 amino acids. Gene Ontology annotation, biological process: auditory receptor cell stereocilium organization; sensory perception of sound. Gene Ontology annotation, molecular function: protein binding. The record is from RefSeq and is a predicted model, not a curated record. Gene Ontology annotation, cellular component: stereocilia ankle link complex; plasma membrane; stereocilium tip. NCBI's taxonomy places the organism in Eukaryota, Metazoa, Chordata, Actinopteri, Cyprinodontiformes, Poeciliidae. The transcript has 16 exons.
AUGGCUUCCUCAUCAGAUCCGUCCCGCAGGGAAAAGGGUCCAGCCACACAAGGUUCGCACACGGCAACACGCGACCUCUUACGGAAGAAGGAACAGCGUCGCCGUGGAAUCCGAGCCUCCUCGCCUAUGGGUCGGGUCAUCCUCAUCAACUCUCCUGUAGAUGGUGGAGAUGAUAGUGAAGACCUCCACACAGUCACAGUGGAUAAGAGUGUGGACGGGAAGCUCGGCUUCAGUGUGCGUGGCGGCUCGGAGCACGGCCUCAGUAUUUUCGUCAGUAAGGUGGAGGAUGACAGCACGGCGCAGGAGGCGGGCCUACAGGUCGGAGAUAAGCUGGUGGAGGUGAAUGGCGUCAGCCUGGAGAGCAUUACCAUGAGCAGCGCCGUGAAGGUGCUGACGGGCAACAACAGGUUAAGGAUGGUGGUGAGGCGAGUGGGGAAAGUUCCCGGCAUCCGCUAUUCUAAGGAGAAGACAACCUGGGUGGACCUGGUCCACAGGCGGAUGGUGGUGGAGGAGAGCGGGCGGACACCUUCAGAAGCCAGUUCUGACAGCGCUCUGCAGAGGAUCGUCCACCUUUAUACCACCUCUGACGACUACUGUCUCGGCUUUAACAUACGAGGGGGAAAGGAGUUUGGUCUCGGCAUCUACGUCUCCAAACUGGAUCCAGGCGGUUUGGCCGAGCAGAAUGGGAUUAAGAUUGGAGACCAGAUUCUGGCUGCCAAUGGUGUGAGCUUUCAGGACAUCAGCCACAGCAGUGCUGUGGAGGUGCUGAAGAGCCACACACACAUCAUGCUCACUAUGAAGGAAGCAGGGAGGUACCCUGCUUAUAAAGAAAUGGUGGCAGAAUACAGGUGGUUGAAUAAAUUGGCCAAUGGUACUCAGCCAUCUUCCUCCCAGGCUUCAGACUCCAACUCUUCAACCUCCUCUCUGUCAUCUGGGACCCCGGUCAGCUCCCUGAGUGGCCUGUCUCAAGUCAUGUUUCCGCACAGCUUGCCGUUCGGUUCAGAUAUGGUGGACGUUUGCAUCUCUACAGAGGACUUGAGGUCUGAGUCUGAACUAACAGACUCCGCCAUCCAGACAGAUUUUUCCGCUCAGAGAAUGGAAACGGACACCACCCGCAGCCUGGGACCAACCACACUGCUCAAAGACACGGCGAUCCGUGGAGAGGAGAGCAGGAGGUGGAAGGAGUCUCCCAAAACAGCUGUGCUGCUGGCGCUCAGCAGACCAAGUCGACCAAUCAGCAGGUCACAGAGCCAAGUCACUGUAGCAGAGAUCAAUCAGAAGAAAGACAAGAAGAAGCAGAAAGAGAAGCAAGCAGAGGAGAAAAGCACUCUGCAGCGCUCAAAGACCUUUGUUAACCUGCUGUUCAAAGGAGGGCGCAAGAGAGACGCCUCAGGUGGGCGCUCCAAAUCACCAUUCAGAGAAAACAAAGAGGGACGAAAUGUCAGUGUGAUGCCAAACUCAGAGAUGCUUGGCGUGGUGGAGGACAUGGCGCGAAGGCUGCUGACGGAGGAGGAGGUGGCUGCUGUGAUGACGGCAUGCCGAAUGUAUACAACAGAGAGGUCAGUGGAGAACUUGAUACGCCACCUGCUGGUUGUGCUGGACAGACCUGAAAAGCUGCUGCUUCUGAGGGAAGUCAGACUUGUGCUUUCGCCAUCUGAUCUGAGUGUUUUCAACAACAUGGUGACCGCUGUUGAAGCUGAAGCCUACGAUCUCCUCAAAUAUCGGUCAGUCCGAACUCCUCCUCUACGCUCCCCCAUUUCUGGUCGAGCCCCCAAACGGCGCCUCAUCACACCCAUCCCAGAUUAUAGGGGUGGCUUUGAGCUCCACAGUGCUGAGGAGGUGGAAAAAGAGAGCCACCUGCUGGAGGAGCUGGAGAAGCUCAGCCUGACUGGCUCUCAGGGAUCCAGGGGGAGAACGAAGACCUCUAGUUCUUUCUCAGCUCUUCUGGACAUACCUGUGGACGGAUAUAAGCCAGAGUCCAGAAACAUCAGGUCCCGCUCUGCUGGUCCCUUGCUUCCCAACUGGCUGCUGGCCCACAGCAGUGACUCCCCACCUCCUCUCCGUACAGACAUUGGCACCGUUCGCUCCGUCCACUUUGAUGAGGCUUCUCUGCGCUCAUCUUCAGAUAAAGUGGAGACAAACUCUGAGAGGGGAAGGACUUUCUUCAGGAACAGCCACUCUCAAGGCAGGAGGGAGAGAAGUGCAGAUAGGAGUAAGAACGGUGCGUUCACCGUGCAAAGUGCGAACCGUAGGAGCCGACCCUUGCUGUCGCAGGUGUUUGGUACGAGUCAGGAGCGACAGAUGAACGGUCAUCGGACUUCCUCAGAGAACAGGCUCAACGGUACUGAGCCUGAACAGGAGCAUCGACUGAAGACAGUCAGCAUCUCCAAGACCAAACAGUCUCUGGGCAUCAGCAUUUCUGGUGGGAUCGAGUCAAAGGUACAGCCAACCGUGAAGAUCGAGAAGAUCUUUCCUGGAGGAGCCGCCUCCAUGUGCGAGGUGCUUAAGGCUGGAAUGGAGUUGGUGUCUGUGGAUGGAGUUUCCCUCCAAGGAGUGACCCACCAGCAUGCCGUUGACAUCAUCCGCAAAGCCUUCAGCAACAAGGCCAAAGACCCCAUGGUGUUUGUGGUCAAAGUUCACAAAAACCUCUAAAAAGACAAGUUUGAGCUUAAUUAGUGAGAAUUAAAGAAACACUGACUUGCAGAGCUGUAGGAACAGAGGUCAGGUAUGUCAUUUCACCAUUAAUUUCAAAGAGAGCAACAUGCUGCGUAUGAUAAAACAAACAACCUGGAUGAUCAUAGGAAUUAAGGAUUAUGAAAAAACCAUUGUAAAAAGUUUUGUUCUGAUUUUGCAGCUACAUUCAUCCAUUCAAAGAGUCAUUUUGAAAAGUGGUGAAGAACAUAUCUGUAUUUGUACAGUAAAGUCAUUUGAGUGCCUUUUAAACUUUUAUGACAGUUUAUGCCUUUUUCAACCUGCAGAGGGCAGAUAUGAGCCAUUUAAACAAAAUCAAAUGUUACAGAAAAACUUUAAAUGUCAACCAAAGUAGA